Pediculus humanus corporis (human body louse) is the source of this 252-nucleotide messenger RNA. RefSeq lists its product as uncharacterized. Lineage: Eukaryota; Metazoa; Arthropoda; Insecta; Psocodea; Pediculidae. The record is from RefSeq and is a predicted model, not a curated record. The transcript has 4 exons. Bases 1 to 252 code for a protein of 83 amino acids.
AUGAAAUCAAACUUGUUUAAAGUAACAGUCAUAUCAGACUGCAAACAUAUAAAAUACAGUAUAAUCACUAUACUUAAAUGUGUUAUUUGUCAUACAUUUUUAUUAAAACGAAUACAAAAUGAUGACAUACUUGUAAUUUAUUUUGAAAACUACCUUUUUCAAGUAAUUUUAAGUGAAAUUAAUAAUUUAUGUAAAAGAAUAAUGGUAUUUGAUGAAGUUAUAGUUGAUGGUAGUUAUGUUGAAUUGAGUUAA